AUGUGAUGGAAAUUAGUAUGUAACUGCUCUUUCCGAAGGAAAAACAGGAAACAAGGUGUGGCCCUCUGACGGUAAGCGUCAUUACCAAGGUCACGUCUGGAAAUUAUGGGAAAUAAAAGUACAAGUUCCUCCUCCGGUGCUCCUUAUAAAAGGUGGACAAUAUCAAACCGGCGGGCAUCACUCCAGAACAAGCAUGGGGAUUCUCUUUCUGCUCGUCGCGUUAGGCCUCACAGCAGGAGUGUCCUCCCUGGAGCAGGACAAGCUGUGCACGCCUCACUCCAGACCCUGGCAGGUGUCUCUGAGCGAUUGGCGGACCAGUUGCAGUGGCGCUCUCAUCAAUGAGUGGUGGCUGGUGACGUCUGCCGCCUGCACACCAAGAUCCAACAACGUCAUCGCCUCACUCGGAGAACACGACCUCACGGCCGACGAGGACACCGAGCAGCACAUUCCUGUGGCGGACAUCAUCCGCCACAGCCCGUACCGUUCGCCCCUCCACAGCCUGGCCUUGGUGCGCCUGGCCAAGCCGGCCCGCUUCACUCAGCACGUGCAGCCCAUCGGCCUGCCCGAUCGCUGCCCUCGGCCCGGAGAGAUCUGCAGUGUCAGCGGCUGGGGCUCCACCGUACCAAAUCAAUAUGAAUCUCCCGAGCAGCUGAAGUGCUUGAAUGUGCACGUUGUGGAAGACCAGGCUUGUAUCAACACUUUCCCAGACUACGUGUUCUGGAGCCUGGGCAUGGUGUGCGCCGGCGGGGACAACGCCACUGACAACUGUUUGAGCGAUGCAGGCGCCGUUCUGGUGUGCGGCGGCCAGCUGCAGGGCGUUCAGUGGUUCAGACACGGCUGCCAGAACGCGGAGCACCCCAGCGUCUACACGAAGCUGUGCAUGUACAAUGACUGGAUCCGCAGGGUGAUGGCCAGCUCCACCCCAACCACUACGACGGCCCGGCCGACGACCUCCAAAGGCGCCAAAAAAGGGCAGGAAGGGCAAGAAUAAAAAUACCGCCCCAACGCCACACUGUUACUCAGAGUUGUCAUCAACAGCUGCCUCGUGGCUGACGUGAACUAUCACUGACUCAAGAUUGUAAAAGAAAUGAAAAUACUGAAUUCAAUAUGCUUGAUUUUCAGGGUUUUGGUGAUGUUUCAUUGUUUCAAACUCUUAAUUUGGACCAGAUCUUUGAGUUUGCCCCCAAUGACUUCUAUGUUUUUAUACUUUGUUCGAAAGUAAUUUACUUCUCUGGCUGUUUACAGAAAACGCAUACCUGCCAACUACUCCGGUUUUCCCGUAAUUCGUACGGUUUUCAUCAACCUAUUCCGGGUUACGGUUGCAGUGAUAAAAAAUACGGUUUUUCAUUAAUUAAAAAAAAAAAAAGGGUGAAAACUACGCACCUUGUGCAGACAAGAUUUUUCGAUCGGACACGGAGGAAUUAGCGAUGUAAAAGACCACGUUGGGACAAAAAAACACAAGUCUAAUGCCGUUGCUAGCGAUACAAGUGGAAAACUUUCAACGUUUUUCGUCGCCCAAACAGAUUCUUUGGAUGUGAUAAAUGCCGAAGUUUUAUUUACGGAGGCAAUAAUUGAGCAUGGAUUUUGGUUGAUCACAUGGGACAGUUAAAUGUUUGUAAUGCAACCUUUAAAAAUCAUUACGCGGUGAUCGCGGUCCCAAAAAUAAACUUUUCUUGCAUGAUAAUGUCCAGAAAAAUUCGCUUUAUAUUACUAUAGAGUCCUUUUAACGAAUGAGUUUGAUGGUUUAUCACAAACCUUAAAUGAAAGAAGUCCUUUGUUCUCCUGCACCAUGCAUGCGCUUUGGCCUUGCUUCGUGUUUGGUGCGCAAUCCUGUCGGCUGUAUUUCACAGCACGACAUACUGUUAAAAGUGUUUAUACUAUUUAUGCUUUCAAGUCCAAGUUGAAGAAAUCGUGUUAAAU
Nerophis lumbriciformis (worm pipefish) is the source of this 1920-nucleotide messenger RNA. Its product is annotated as trypsinogen-like protein 3. The record is from RefSeq and is a predicted model, not a curated record. Gene Ontology annotation, molecular function: serine-type endopeptidase activity. Gene Ontology annotation, biological process: proteolysis. NCBI's taxonomy places the organism in Eukaryota, Metazoa, Chordata, Actinopteri, Syngnathiformes, Syngnathidae. Gene Ontology annotation, cellular component: secretory granule.